CAACUGGUGGACCUCCUCAGUUCCGACCGGAGGCCACCAUUCAGUGGAAAAGCAUUCCUUUCCCGGCUUUUCCUCAAGGCCUGUGGCGGUGGCUCGGAACCGAGGACUACAAUAUCCAGUUUCCCUUGCGCGAGAUAGCCCCCUCCUGAGAGGAGAUCGGGCAUUGUGGAACUGGGGAAACCUCAAGAUGGACACCAGAGAUGUUGCAGGAAAAGCGAAUAGGUGGUUUGGGGUUGCACCGCCCAAAUCCGGGAAGAUGAAUAUGAAUAUCAUUCAUCAAGAGGAGUUGAUUGCUCAGAAGAAGAGAGAAAUUGAAGCCAAAAUGGAGCAGCAAGCCAAGCUGAAUCACGUGGGAAAUUCGCAGCCUACACGGUCCAAGGAAGUUGAAAGUGCACAGAACGCAGCGUCUGUUUCUAACAAGUUUGCCAAUGAUGGCAGUUUCCUCCAGCAGUUUCUGAAGCUACAGAAGGAGCGGUCCAGCUCUGAUGCUUCCCCAAGCUCUGCCAGUGGCUCCUCGAACAUCUCCGCCUCAAGUGCUGGGAAGAGACCCAUCUUGAUUGGAAAACGUCCCAGCCUGGGAGUGAGCAGCUCUGUUAAUCAAGUGAAGAACUACUCCCAUGCUAAGCAAACACCCGUUGCUAACCGCCUGAGCGUGUUCCAGUCCCCAGAUGAUGAGGAGGAGGAGGAUUAUGAACAAUGGUUGGAAAUAAAAAUUUCACCCCCAGAGGAUGCAGAGACCCGGAAAGUGGUAGAGAAAUUGGCCAGGUUUGUGGCAGAGGGAGGCCCUGAAUUAGAAAAAGUUGCUAUGGAGAACUACAAGGAUAAUCCUGCUUUUUCGUUUUUACAUGAUAAGAACAGCAGAGAAUUCCUUUACUACCGAAAAAAAGUUGCAGAGAUGAAAAAGACAAAUCAGAAUUCACAGACUCUGUCUUCUCAGAAAGUUUCACCCCCAGAGGAUGAAGAGACCAAGAACUUUGCCGAGAAGCUGGCCAGAUUUAUAGCAGACGGGGGGCCAGAGGUAGAAACAAUCGCCUUGCAGAACAACCGGGAAAACCAAGCUUUCAGAUUUUUGUACGAACCUAACAGCAAAGGCUACAAGUACUACCGCCAGAAACUGGAGGAGUUCCGAAAAGCCAAGGUCAGCGCUGUAGGGGUGGCCCCGGGGCCCGACCCCAGCCUGAAGCGGAAGAGCCCACCCAAGGUACCGCCUUCCACUCUGUUUCCUUCCCCUUCGUCGUCCUCGGCCUCGCCGGCCUCCCAGGCCCACGGAAAACCGGCCGCCGCCUCCGCCGCUACCAAGAAGAAGCGGAAGAGCAGGUGGGGCCCCGAAGAGGACAAGGUUGAGCUGCCUCCACCUGAGCUGACCCAGCAGAACAUGGACACCUCCCCCUCCCCUCUGUCAGUUCAGGAUCUCAAAGGGCUCGGUUAUGAGAAAGGGAAGCCUGUCGGCCUGGUGGGAGUAACAGAACUCUCUGAUGCUCAAAAGAAACAGCUGAAAGAGCAGCAGGAGAUGCAGCAGAUGUACGACAUGAUAAUGAAGCACAAGCGGGCCAUGCAAGACAUGCAGCUCAUGUGGGAGAAGGCGAUCCAGCAACACCAGCACGACUACGACAGCGACGAGGAGGUGGACAACGAGCUGGGGACGUGGGAGCAUCAACUCCGGCGCAUGGAGAUGGACAAGACGCGAGAGUGGGCCGAGCAGCUGACGAAAAUGGGCCGAGGGAAGCACUUCAUUGGCGAUUUCCUGCCCCCCGAUGAGCUGGAAAAGUUCAUGGAGACUUUCAAGGCAUUAAAGGAAGGCCGUGAGCCAGAUUACUCGGAGUACAAAGAAUUCAAGCUGACGGUGGAAAACAUUGGCUACCAGAUGUUGGUGAAGAUGGGCUGGAAGGAGGGCGAUGGCCUUGGUUCGGACGGGCAAGGCAUCAAAAACCCGGUCAACAAGGGCACCACCGCCGUGGACGGGGCCGGAUUUGGGAUCGACCGACCGGCCGAGCUCUGCAAGGAAGACGACGAGUACGAGGCGUUCCGGAAAAGGAUGAUGCUGGCCUACAGGUUCCGGCCUAACCCCUUGAACAAUCCAAGACGACCUUACUACUGA
Messenger RNA from Ornithorhynchus anatinus (platypus), 2098 nucleotides. It is a transcript of the gene SUGP1, whose product is annotated as SURP and G-patch domain containing 1. The record is from RefSeq and is a predicted model, not a curated record. Gene Ontology annotation, cellular component: nucleoplasm. The transcript has 14 exons. The coding region runs from base 188 to 2098 and encodes 636 amino acids. Gene Ontology annotation, biological process: RNA processing. Lineage: Eukaryota; Metazoa; Chordata; Mammalia; Monotremata; Ornithorhynchidae. Gene Ontology annotation, molecular function: RNA binding.